Messenger RNA from Lasiodiplodia theobromae, 1341 nucleotides. RefSeq names its product Zinc finger RING-type protein. Bases 1 to 1341 code for a protein of 446 amino acids. The transcript has 3 exons. NCBI's taxonomy places the organism in Eukaryota, Fungi, Ascomycota, Dothideomycetes, Botryosphaeriales, Botryosphaeriaceae. Gene Ontology annotation, biological process: cellular response to phosphate starvation. The record is from RefSeq and is a predicted model, not a curated record.
AUGAAGUUCGGCCACAUUUUCCAGGAGCACCUCCAGCAUGACGGCUUCCCCGCCCACUGGGUCGCCUCCGCCAUCUCCUAUCGCCAGCUGAAAAAAUGCAUCAAGAGGGUGCAACGAGAGCUGGCCGAUUUGGGACUUGAUCCUACGACUCUGGGGCAGCUGCUGAGGACGGCAGAGCAGGAAAGAAACGAAAGGCUUGCCGAGUACCUUCUGUCCAAUCCCAAGUCCUCGCCCGGACAUCCAGACGCACCAGUCCUCUUCCAACCCAAGCUGUUCAUUGCCGUGGAUGAUGAGACUGGCGAACCUCUAGAUGCCCACCUGUCUCCUCUCACUAGAGACUAUCUCCAGCAACUAGCUAUUGCUCAGCAACUCUCUCAUGUAAGAAUAUCGGACGCCGAUACCCCGCCUUCAACUGCGGAUCAGGAAUCAGGCGAGUCUUCACGAGGGACCCCAUCGGAUGGAACCAGCAGUCCUGAUGGACAACACCGGGAGACGCGGCCGCACCGCAUGGUUGAGCUUCCCCUGACCUCGGACUUGGAAUUUUUCAGCAUCCUUCAGAAUGAGGUGUCAGGGCUGGCCGCUUUGCAAGCCCAAGAGCAAGAAAAACUAAGCAAGGAAGUGACCGCACUUGGAACAGUUGUGACCAGAGUCACAGAGCCAAAUCGGAAAUCUGCCUCGAAAACGGACAUGGCAAAAUGGCGGAAAAUUUUCGAGCUCUACCUGGAAUCAAGGAUCUUUUUCUCAACAACCGAACUUGACCACGGCAAACAUGACUCCACGAAAGCACAGGCACUCCUUCAAAAAUUCUCCGAUGAGCUUAAACGGCAGAACGUUGCGUCAACAUUCAAGAAGAAGGAAAGCAGCGUUGCCUUGGAGCAGUUCCUGAAGUUGAACAUGGCGGUGCUUCAGAGCCUCCGGUUCCAAGAAAUCAACGACCUCGCAAUGCAGAAGAUUCUCAAGAAGUUCGACAAGCGUACGGCUCUUGGCGUCAAAUCCACCUUCCCGGCUGCCCUACAGCAGAGCAUGCCGCGCGACAUUGCAAAAGCCAUCUGCUAUCAAGUCUCCACUGAGCUACUCCCGAUAGUGCCUCAACUGGACGACUAUCUCUGUCCCGUCUGUUUCAGCAUCUCGUACCGACCCAGAACCAAGGAGGAUCACUGUCCGCUGUGCCGAGGAGAAGUCGUCAUGGAAGCAGACAGCGGCAACCUGGAUCCCGCCCUGGCCGACUACCUCGUCAAGUACUUCCCGGACGAGGUGAAACUCAAGCAAAAGGAAAAUGUCAAGGCGGCGGGUGUGGACCAGUACGGUGAAGCGUACAACGACAAAUGCGUUGUCAUGUAA